AUGAUAACACUUAUUCAUUACACUAUUCCUAAGCUUCAGAACCAAUAUCUCAAUGAUAAUAGGAUAUUUCAACAUGACAGAGCCUCAAUUCACAGAGGCAAAAUAGUUAAUAGUCUGAGGUUGAAGCAAAGCUUCAAAAACAUUGCUGAAGAUUUGGAAACUUUAAUAAGCUUGAGAGGAUGGUUAAAGAAGAAUGAGAGGCAUUAUCUUCAAGUUAUUAUAGAUGUUUUGUUGAAAGUGAGAUAG
Dentiscutata erythropus is the source of this 246-nucleotide messenger RNA. The record is from the annotation of a GenBank genome assembly. Lineage: Eukaryota; Fungi; Glomeromycota; Glomeromycetes; Diversisporales; Gigasporaceae.